Fusarium verticillioides 7600 is the source of this 1514-nucleotide messenger RNA. Its product is annotated as uroporphyrinogen decarboxylase. Gene Ontology annotation, molecular function: uroporphyrinogen decarboxylase activity. The record is from RefSeq and is a predicted model, not a curated record. NCBI's taxonomy places the organism in Eukaryota, Fungi, Ascomycota, Sordariomycetes, Hypocreales, Nectriaceae. Gene Ontology annotation, cellular component: cytosol. Bases 135 to 1235 code for a protein of 366 amino acids. Gene Ontology annotation, biological process: heme biosynthetic process. The transcript is spliced from 5 exons.
CCUCGGCGGGGUAUCUGUAGUUUAUGUAACUACCUACCUAGAACUUCUUUUUUCCAAGUCACAUUCUGUAACUUGCAGUUAUUCCUGAGCUGCUGUACCAAUUUUACUUGACCAUAAUCUGAACAGCACAUAAAAUGUCACAAGAAUUCGCGCCUCUCAAGAACGACUUGUUGCUUCGCGCAGCAUGGGGUCAGACCAUUGAACGUCCUCCUAUGUGGGUGAUGCGACAAGCCGGCCGCUAUCUACCGGAGUAUCACGAAGCCAAGGGUAACCGAGACUUCUUCGAAUGCUGCCGUGACCCUGAAGUCGCAACCGAAAUCACCCUCCAGCCUGUCCGCCGAUUCGCAGGUCUCAUCGAUGCCGCCAUUAUCUUCUCCGACAUUCUUGUCAUCCCCCAGGCAAUGGGUAUGACUGUUGAGAUGGUUGAGAAGAAGGGCCCUCAUUUCCCGAACCCGCUCCAGAACCCCGACGACGGACAGUACGGCCAGGUGCUCGCUAAGAACGUCGAUGUUGCUGCUGAGCUCGGCUACGUGUACGACGCUAUCACACUGACACGCCAGAAGCUUGAGGGACAGGUGCCCUUGAUUGGCUUCUGCGGCGCUCCCUGGACGCUGUUCUGCUACAUGGUCGAGGGUGGUGGCACCAAGCUGUUUGCGCAGGUCAAGACAUGGAUCUACAAGUAUCCUGAGGAGUCGAAGAAGCUUUUGACCAAGAUCGCCGAUAUCUGCGUGGAUCAUCUGGCACUUCAAGUCAAGGCUGGUGCUCAGCUGGUGAUGGUCUUCGACUCCUGGGCAGGAGAGCUCGGCCCUUCUUCUUACCGUCAAUUCUCUGAGCCCUACUUGAAGCAAAUCGCCGAGAAGCUUCCUGCCAAGCUCCAGAGCCUCGGCUUGGAGAAGGUUCCCAUGACCGUGUUUCCCAAGGGUGCUUGGUACGCACUCGACUCUGCCUGCGAUCUGGGUUAUAAUGUAGUUGGCAUGGACUGGUUGCAUGAUCCCAAGGAGGCCGUCAAGAUCCGAGGCGACCGCAACAUUGUGUUCCAGGGCAAUGCUGACCCAGGGGUACUGUAUGGCACCAAGGAGGCUAUCACCAAGGCCGUGGAGGAGAUGGUCGAGGGCUUCUGGGUCGGAAACAAGGGCUGGAUCGCCAACCUUGGCCACGGAAUUACACCUGGCGUAAACCCUGAUCAUCUCAAGCACUACUUCGAGGAGAUUCACCGAUUGACCAAAAAGAACUAGGGGGGAAAACCCACUGUGUGCUGUGUUGAAGGCGUAUUUUGAGAUACCAUGUGUCUAUGCUGGGUUGAACAUCAAAGUAAAUAAGAGAGGGCAUCAGAAAAGCAUUGUAGAGAAUACCAGUAGACACGAAAAAAAUGUAACAUACUAGUAAAACAGCAUGGCCAAGGUACUGAGAAAAAUAACACUUUAAUUGUAAAUCAUUUAAUUCAUGGGAACCAUUGGUAUCUUGACUUUUGCUUUUCCUCCUUUUCACCGUUGUCCUGUACCUUGACCCGUCCU